Molecule: messenger RNA, 2257 nt
Organism: Cercospora beticola
Lineage: Eukaryota; Fungi; Ascomycota; Dothideomycetes; Mycosphaerellales; Mycosphaerellaceae
Source: RefSeq, a predicted model, not a curated record
UGCUAUCGAUACAGCAUCUACCAUAUUUCUGUCAGUCUGUCAGCACGACAUGCUGGACAAUUCCCACAUGGCAAGCGAAAUGCAAGUACAAUGGCCGGACAUCCUUUUGAUCUCGAGCUGGGCCAGCUAGACUUGGUUUCAACAACUUCAGGUCUACGGCUACAGCUUGAGAGCAAAGCACAAUUUGCUGCAUCUGCGCAUGAUUUGGAGACACUGGCGGAGCUUGUGGCCACGUGUGGCCCACUGCAACCUAAGCGGGCCUGGCUCACUCUGACACCGGGCUUCCGACUGACCAUUAGGUUGCAUUUUCCAUCUUGUGAUCGAGGCGAAGACGAGAGAUUGGCGGAGCAGCUCGCCCAAAGACUAUCGGAUGACAUUCUUUGGCAACAACUGCAGCUCGAGCCUAAGGCCAAGGAGAUCUCGCUGGAUACCGCAGAAUCUUGUAUGCGGAUUCGAGUUGUCCUAGACGAUCGCGAGAGGACGAGAACCGAUUCGUGGUGCAAAGCACAUAAGCUUGCGCAGAAUGUGCCCGCUCGCGAUGUACAACCACCGCCGGGAGUUCCCAAGGCAGAGCUCAGUGAGGCCAUACUGUCUAUGACUUUUACGGCUCCAGAGACUUGCAAGCGGAGAAAGACCAGAGCUUCUCAGGAUCAAAAUACGAUAAAAGCAGAAAACCCCGAUGAGGUCUUAUUGGACGCUGCUCAUCAUCAAUCUCUCGGCCCCAGAUCCUGCUCGCCAGGUGUUCACUCGAUGCGACGGACAAGAACGACGCCAGAGAGAAGUAACUUAUGUGCAGACAUGUUGUCAGCCACUCUACAAAACAUACCUGAGGACGAAGUGCAGAGUGGCUACGCACAAUUGCGGCGUCCUGGUCUCAAACGAUGUUGGAGUACUGGCGACAUGGUCCCAAAUAUGGACGAUCAGAUCGCGGCAUUGCCACACCUGUUCGAUGCUGGGCUGCGAUACUCAAUUGCUGUACCUCUGAAAUGCUCCACAAAGGAUAUCAUCGUUAGUGCAAGUGAGUCACUGAAGCAUCUUGCUGACGUCUGCCCUACCGGCUUCUCGCCGGGCUUUCUGGAGGCAGUUGCUUCGCGUGCCGCAUUCAUGCCCACCAUCAGCCAUGCUUUGAGCAAUAUUUGUGCUGUGAACGCCAGAAGCCAAACCUUGGGGAACAAGCUCAAAGAGAUAGCACGCCGUGAUGGCUUGACCACUCGGCAGCAGAGCAACAUGUCCAUGGUGCAGGACAGUCUGGGAAGCCACAUGUGGACGGUUUUGACAGCAAACCUACAAAAGUCAGACCGCGCUCCUCGUGCGCGUUUGAUGAUGAACUGCGAGCAAUCGAGCACACCAUUUGAAAUGCUCACUCUUGACGGAUCAGCGUUCCGCAUCCUCGGGCCUGAUGAGCCAGAGGCUUGGCUGGAAGAAGCGCAUUGCUGUUGCGGCGAAGAUGACUGCGUUUGUCCGCCCGAUCUGGAUCUAGACCACAUGCUGGAUGAGGGCUGGCACGAAUUUUUGGUGGACGACGUUCCUUCGGCUUCUGAGGAAGACUCCCGCGCGGAGAGUCAUGACCAAAUUUCGCAAGCACGCGACACUCGCGUGGCAAAUCUCGACGAUGAGGUCUUCUAUGGUAGCGAGCAGUUACAGUUGCUCGAGAAGGACUCUUUUCUUGGUGUCGUACCAGAUGUAGUGUUUGUCGGGACGGUUUGCAAAGACGACGGAAUGCUGAUGGAGUCGGAUUUCGAUGCCGAAGAGAUGUUAGCAAUCUAGCGAGAUGGUAUGGGACCACCUUCAGACGACCUCGGUCUUCACACGAAUACACUCAACGAGCAUCACCCAUGAAUCAGCAGACGUCUCAGGUUUGUCCCUCGCUUCGUGGUUCCUUCGACCAAGUCCUGUUCUGUGGUCGGAACUUCGGAAGCAUGGCGCCGCUCAGGAAGAUUUCAGCCACCUCAAACUCUGCUCAACUCAACGCCAUCAUCAGACCAGAUCCUUCAUCACUACUUCCACUUCACACAGCACGGUAUUACUAUGACGAAUGGCGUUCGCGAUACAGCAUAACGAGCGCCAUGGGACCCACCACGUCACGACAGCUUCGCGCGGCACUAGGCAUUUCCAAUCGCUGCCACGACCUCGCGCUGGCCUGAUCACAGGCGUCCAGCAGAGCAUAUACUGCGUAUCAUGAGACUCCAUUUGCAAUUUCGGUGCCGAUGUCGUGUCGAAGUUCGCGCGCGCAGGAUCGUGACGCGACAUCCGCCGU